AUGAACGAUCCUAAGAAUUUGGCCGCCACCGCGCUGCACGGUGUUUAUAUCCCAACCGCAUUGAUUCUCUUUGGAGUCACCAUCCUUAAUUACGAUUACCUACCGCAUACCAUUGCCAUUCUGGUAUUGUACUUCACCGGCCAAUGUGCCAUUGCAUGGUUCAAAAGUCCCGUUUUGAGCAGCGACAAGUUCCAGAAAUACGAGCUUCUAGAUAAAACCAUCAUCUCCAAAAAUUCAGCUAUAUACAGAUUCAAGCUUCCACGCGAAACUGAUACUCUGGACAUUCCUAUUGGUCACCAUUUGGCCUGCAGAUUCGUUGUUGACGACAAAGAGGUCGUUCGCUACUACACCCCGAUCUCCAACCAGUACGACGAAGGAUUUUUUGAUAUCUUGGUGAAGUCGUACCCAGACGGUACUGUGUCUCCUCGGUUUGCUGCUCUCCAGCCCGGCCAGUUCGUCGAGUUCAAAGGCCCUGUCGGAAGAAUGUCUUACCAAACAAACAUGGCCAGCGAGAUCGUCAUGAUUGCAGGAGGUUCUGGAAUCACUCCUAUGUUGCAAGUGAUUGGAGCAAUCAUCACUACACCAAAGGAUAUCACGAAAGUGCAUUUGAUCUACGCAAAUGAGACCGAGAACGAUAUUCUGCUCAAAGACGAGCUGGACGAGUUUGCUGCCAAGUAUCCAAACUUUGAAGUUACAUACGUCCUCAACAAGCCCUCUGGAAACUGGAGGGGAUUCACAGGGUACGUCUCGAAACACUUGCUCGAGAAAACUUUGCCAGCUCCGGACGCUGAUAAACGGGUCUUUAUCUGUGGUCCUAUGGAGAUGAGAAAGCAAAUGCUCCAGUACACCGAGGAGCUUGGAUGGCCAAAGGGUGUGAUCAGCUCAAAGCAAGACGACCAAGUGUUCUGUUUCUAG
Molecule: messenger RNA, 915 nt
Organism: Ogataea philodendri
Lineage: Eukaryota; Fungi; Ascomycota; Pichiomycetes; Pichiales; Pichiaceae
Exons: 1
Coding region: 1-915 (304 amino acids)
Cellular component (GO): plasma membrane; endoplasmic reticulum
Molecular function (GO): oxidoreductase activity
Source: RefSeq, a predicted model, not a curated record